AUUGUCAUUGUAACUUGCACUGCGCCUUUAAAUAAUCCGAAUCUAGUGGGAUUGACUGUGAUCUGUGUAGGAAACCAUGGCAAACCCAAAACGUCAACAUACAAAACAUACACCUGUCAUAGGUGAAUACAGAUUUACUAUAAGAGCGAAUAACACUGCAGAGCAGAGUUGUGUCUAAAUAAAUGUUCAUCGUGUUUCGUUUUUGACUUCCGGUGCAUUUGGGAGCUCACAAACAGAACUAAAGCAACAUAUUGGGAUUAUAAGAAGAUAUCAAGGUGUUUAUCAUGAUUAGAAGAGUUGCUAAGGUCGUUUUGAGUGUGGAACAGUCUGAAGGCGUCGGGGCUCGAGUUCGCCGGAGUAUUGGACGGAAAGAAAUGAAGAAUCUCGACCCUUUCUUGAUGCUGGAUGAAUUCUGUAUCGCCAAACCAGCGGGUUUUCCUGAUCAUCCUCACCGUGGAUUUGAGACGGUAACAUACUUGUUGAGUGGAGUAACAGCCCAUGAAGACUCCUGUGGUCACAGUGGGAGGUUAGAACCUGGGGAUCUUCAGUGGAUGACGGCAGGUCGUGGGGUAAUUCAUGCUGAGAUGCCUGUGUCGGACGGACGCAUUCAUGGCCUUCAGCUUUGGGUGAACUUGAAAAGUGCAGAUAAGAUGGUGGAGCCUCAGUACCAGGAGCUGAAGAGCAAAGAGAUUCCCAAACCCAGCAAAGAUGGAGUCACUGUGAACGUAAUCUCAGGGGAAGCUCUUGGACUAAAGUCAAAGGUUUACACGAGAACUCCAACCAUGUACCUCGACUUUGUGCUGAAGGAAGGUGCAAAGCAUUUGCAGCCUAUUCCUAAAGAGGAAAGCUCAUUUGGCUCCGGAAAGCUCGUUGUGACAGGUCUCUGUUGGUGCGCCUGUGUGGUCCAGUGUGAGAAACCUGCUUCGUGA
This is a messenger RNA of Sinocyclocheilus grahami, 929 nucleotides long. It is a transcript of the gene pir, whose product is annotated as pirin. Bases 285 to 929 code for a protein of 214 amino acids. The transcript is spliced from 6 exons. Gene Ontology annotation, biological process: monocyte differentiation. Lineage: Eukaryota; Metazoa; Chordata; Actinopteri; Cypriniformes; Cyprinidae. The record is from RefSeq and is a predicted model, not a curated record. Gene Ontology annotation, cellular component: nucleus. Gene Ontology annotation, molecular function: quercetin 2,3-dioxygenase activity.